GGAAUCGGACUACAUAAUUAGUUCGAAAAUUACCAUUCAAUAGUUAAGUCGGCAAACGAUUUAUUAAGUGGCCAUUGAUUCAAUAUCGUUGACAACCGAAUAAUUUCCUGUUUAACAGUUAAGCUUAGAUCAUCCAGCCCUUUUUCACCGUUUGUGAGGAUAUCGUGGACGAAAGUGCGAAAGUUUUGAAAAAUCUCGUGGAAUUUGUGUAUUUGCUGCUGGGGAAACUUUUCCGUUUAAUUACAAUGUUCAAUUCAACCAAACAGUGUUCCUGCAAGCUGAUUUUUCAGUUUCAACAUAAGCUGAAACAAGCAUCCAGGCAUGCUACACGCGCCUGUUCUUUGAAAGUAAAACGCGCCAUGAAUGAUCCAUUAGAAGAAAGAAAAUAUGACACCGAUCAGUAUGAUGAAACUGAUAGUGAGAUUACAUUUAGAUUCAAAGACCUUACCACCAAAUUGUGCGAUCCUGAUCAUCUGCGCUCCAAACCAGAUGUAGCGGAUCUAAAAUUUGGGCACAUUUUCACCGAUCAUAUGCUAAAGAUAUUAUAUCACAAGAAGUUGGGAGGAUGGCAAAAACCUGUCAUUAUUCCAUUUGAAAAUAUUUCCUUACAUCCAGCUGCCAAAGUAUUACAUUACGCUGUUGAGCUUUUCGAAGGCAUGAAAGCAUACAGAGGGGUUGAUGGAAAAAUUAGAAUAUUUCGUCCUGACAUGAACAUGAUCAGAAUGAAUGGAUCCGCUCUGAGUUCUGGAUUGCCUACGUUUGAUGGAAUGGAAAUGGUGAAAUGCCUAAAUCGUUUAGUUGAAGUUGAUCAAGAAUGGGUUCCACAUAGCGAAGCCAGCAGCUUGUAUCUCAGACCCACUUUAAUCGGAAUAGAUGGAACGCUAGGAGUCCAACAGUCAGAUUCAGCACUACUAUUCGCUAUUAUGUGUCCUGUGGGCAGUUACUUUAAUGGAAAUGAUGAUUCCAUUUCAUUAUUAGCAGAUCCCUCAUACACAAGGGCCUGGCCCGGAGGUUGUGGAGACAAAAAGUUGGGUUCCAACUACGGCCCUACAAUUAGAGUACAAAACAAGGCUAUCGAAAAAGGUCGCCAACAAGUAUUAUGGUUAUAUGGACCAGAUCACCAGAUAACCGAAGUAGGAACUAUGAACAUUUUCGUUUUUUACCAAAACGAAUUUGGAGAUAAAGUAUUAGUUACGCCACCAUUAACUGGUCUUAUUUUACCUGGAGUAACUAGACAGUCUAUACUCCAGUUAUGUGAGCAGUGGAAAGAGUUUCGGAUUGAGCAACGAACAGUCACCAUGGGAGAAAUAGUCAAGUUACAAAAAUCUGACAAGCUCUUGGAAAUGUUUGGAUCAGGCACGGCCUGUAUAGUAAGUCCAAUUAGCUCAAUUGAAUAUCAGGAUGAAAUAAUAAAUAUUCCGACGAUCCAACAUCCAAACCCAAUAUUCCGUAGAAUUAGAGAAGAACUACAGGCAAUACAAUAUGGACAUAUAGAGCAUCCGUGGGCUCAACCUAUCGAUUAGCCUUAGGUAUGGAUAUUUGUACAUAUUGUAAAUACAUCUCAUAUUUUAUUGAUAAAAAACCACAAAUUUUUUAGUUGUUAGGCGAAAUAGAAAGAACCCCCUCAAUUUAUUUAUUUCAAGUUUGACAAUUUUUUUUUAAUCGAACUACAUUCUAUAUAGAAUUUUAUACACUAAACAUUUAAGAAAAGCAUUAUUUAUAAAAAAACUAGAUGAAAAAUAGAAAGUAAAUGAUAUAUUUUUAUAUGCAUAAACGUGUAUAUGAUUACAGUUAUUAGUUACUAAGCUAGUUCUGGUGUGUUCAUGUUUAUAGAUGAACCUUGCGCAAAAGGUUGACUUUAGAUAUAGUAUUUAUUAUUUUGUAAUCAGUGUGUUUGUGUUCGUAAUUAUUAAAUUUCAAUCGAGUUAAAGCACUAAAUUAA
Dendroctonus ponderosae (mountain pine beetle) is the source of this 1942-nucleotide messenger RNA. RefSeq names its product branched-chain-amino-acid aminotransferase, cytosolic (gene Bcat). Gene Ontology annotation, cellular component: mitochondrion. Bases 246 to 1523 code for a protein of 425 amino acids. The transcript is spliced from 8 exons. Gene Ontology annotation, molecular function: branched-chain-amino-acid:2-oxoglutarate transaminase activity. Gene Ontology annotation, biological process: L-valine biosynthetic process; L-leucine biosynthetic process. The record is from RefSeq and is a predicted model, not a curated record. NCBI's taxonomy places the organism in Eukaryota, Metazoa, Arthropoda, Insecta, Coleoptera, Curculionidae.